AUGGAGCCCAUAGAUUAUUUUGCAAAAAUCUUUUAUCACUUUCAACAUAAAUAUCAUAAUUUAUUGUUAAGCACCUGCAAAGAUGCUAUUGCAAAAUUUCCAUCAAAUGCAGCAUUCAAAUUGUACCAUUCUCUGGGCUUGAUGCUUACCAAUCGACUCGAAGAGGGUGUGCACGAUCUUGAAGGUAUUACUCAAGAAAAUGAUAUUAAACUUGCAUCUACUAUAGCGCUAAUGUACGGACAUAAAUUUUUGGGUGCGGCUGGCAGGGAUAUUUUCGUAAAGUUAGACAUUCAAAUGAAAGAGUACAGAAAAACUGCUGAGGCUCAGGAUUUCUAUAAUUCAGCUUUUGUCCUGGUUACGUUGAAUAAAGCUGAGAAAGCUUUGGAUUACGCUGAAAAAGCUGUAUCAAUUAAAACCUCCUCGGAGUUUUUAACUUUAAAAGGCUGGAUACUUCUAAUGCUAAAAACAUUAGGAAAGCACAAUACUACAAAUAUAAAAACAAUUUUCCACAAUGCUUUGCAACAAAAUUCAAAAGAUUUAUUGGCAAUAUUAGGAUACACCGAGUGUUGUUUGCACUUAGGCGAGUUUCCAGAAGCCUUAAUUUUUAUUAAUCAAGCUGUAGUGAAAUUUCCAACGACCAAUUUACCAUUGAUACAAAAAAUAAAAGUACACUUUGCUUCACAAGACUGGGACCAAACGUCUGAAACAAUCAGCCGUUUUAGUAUUAUGGAAGGAGAAAUUCUCUAUGGCCUCAAAUAUGAAGUUUUGAUUAGUCUAUGUCAUAGACAAAACUAUAAAGAAACUUGUAGUAGUAUCAGAAGAUUUUUGGAGUUACUAAGAAAAUUUGAACCAAAUAAUACAUUAGUACUACUAGAGGCUUCAACAUUAUUUUCAAAACUCUGCAGUAGAAGAGAAGAUAUUUUAAAAGAAACUAUAUCAAUGUUAGAAGCUGGUAUACAAAGUAACAUAGACAGCGCUGACUUAGUUGUUGAAUUAGGAUAUCAAAACUUUUUACUAGGCAAAAUCAAAGAAGCAAUUCGUCUAUUUAAAUCAGCCACUAAAAUCGAUGAGGGUUGUUUUGAAGCAUUUCUAGGCCUUUCUAUUUGUGAAUACGCAGAACACGGAAAAAGUGAUCAGCUUCAAAAACAAAUCCAAUAUUUAUUAGAACUUAAAGACGCGAAUAACUCCUUACCUUUACAUUUGCUUCAAGCUAAAACUGCUGAAACUUCUGCUGGAGCACUCAAUCACCUAAAAGUAAUAUUCGAUAUCAAAACUCAUUUACUUAAAGCCAAUUAUUACUCAGAUAAAUAUUUACAAAACUUAGAUCCUGAUUUUACUUUGGAUGUUAUCAAAGAAUAUUUACAACACACAACCUCUAGUAAAGAAGUUUUGGAGUAUGCGCUGGAGUUGGCUAAUUUGAUAGCAAAUAGCUGUCCGAGCAUUUCUGAGUCAUUAUAUUUCAAAGCUAAACUUCAACUAAUAAAAGGCGACAGUGUUUCGGCUUUAAACUCUUUGGCCAUGCUGUCAGAUUCAGCAUCCAGUGAAGCAAGCUUGCUUAUGGCACAAAUACAAGUUAAAAAUGGUCAAUUCGAUCGAGCAGCUCAAAGUUUGGAAACUUGCAUGAGCUCUAAUUUUAAAAUAAGAGAAAAUCCUCUGUAUCAUUUCAUUAAUGCCCUAGUCGAUAAAAACAGCGGCAAUUACGGGGAUGCUAUCAAAGCACUCACAACAGCUUUGAGUUUGUUGAAUACAACUGUGAAAAAUAAUGAUGUUUCGUUGGUAGAUAAAGCUUCGAUUUAUGUGGAGUUGAUAGAUUCUUUGAAUAUUGUCGGACAAACUGAUGAGGCUUUGAAAAUUUUGGAAGAAGCGACUCAAGAUUUACAAGGCACGCCGGAGGAAUCGAAAAUACUGAUUCUGAGCGCUGAUAAUUUACUCCAAAGGAAUAACGUCCAAGGGGCUAUUGAUUUGCUCAAUAAAAUUGGCAAGGAGGAAAACUGUUAUCGGGAGGCACGGAUUAAGAUAGCUGAUGUGUUUUUGAAGUACCGAAAGGAUAAAUAUGCAUUUUUAGAGGUUUACCAGAAUUUUAUUGAAGAAAAACCCUGUUCAGAAUCCUACGUAUUACUAGGUGACGCUUACAUGAAAAUCCUAGAACCAGACGAGGCUUUGGAAAAUUAUGAAAAAGCUCUUAAAGAAAAUUCUUCUGAUCUUUAUCUUACAACCAAAAUGGGCAAAGCCUUAGUGGAAACUCACUACUUUAAUAGAGCUGUAGAGUAUUACAAGAAGGCCAUCCAAGAAACUAACGAUUCCGAAUUAAAGUUACAAUUAGCUGAUUUAUAUCUCAAUCUCAAACAGUAUGAAAAUGGGGAGGUACUGUUACUAGAUGAACUUGAAAACGAUACAGGGAAGCUUAAUAUGGAGGAUAUUGGUAAUUUACUUUACAGGGCAAAAUUAUAUUAUCUUCUGUCACAAAUACAAGAAAAAUCUGGCAAUUUCACAUACGCAAUCAAAAGUCUUAAAGACUCAAUGCAAAGCCAAAUAAGGGUCAGAAAAAGAAUUGCUGUAGAGCAAAAUGGAUCUACUGACGAAAUUGACAAGCAAUUGAUAAACAUUUCCAUGAAACUAGGAGAAAUGGCAAUUGCAAUGAAAAACAACGACCAGGCAAUCAAUUAUUACAAAGACGGCCUUAACGUAUCACCAAAUAAUAUCUCGAUUUUGGUAGCUCUAGCAAAAUUGUACAUGCAAAUGAAUUAUUUGGAACUUUGUCAGCAAACGUGCGCUAUCAUUUUGAGAAUCGAUCCGGAAAAUGAAACAGCUUCAGUCAUAAUGGCUGAUAUUGCUUUUAGAAAGGUCGAUUUCGAUAUGGCACUGUUCCACUUCACCCAAUUAAUUUCCAAACAACCCACCAACUGGAACGCUUUAAUCCGGACAAUAGAAAUUUCGAGACGAUUAGGAAACAUCCAGGAAUGCGAAGAAUAUUUGGACAAGGCUGAGAAGCAUUGUACGAAUUCUCUAAAAGAGCCAGGUUUUCUCUAUUGCAAAGCCUACUACCAAUGGCACUCGGGAAAUAAUUUGAAUGCAGCAUUAAAAAAUUUCAACCAAGUCCGUCAAGAUCCAGAAUAUGGCACUAACGCUCUCUAUAAUAUGAUUGAAAUAUGUCUUAAUCCUGAUGGUGAGAUGCUUGCUGAGCAAUUUAUGGAUAGCGAUGAUAUUGAAUACAGAGAUUCUAGAUCAUUAGCUUUAAAGACAGCUGAGAGGCUUAUAAAAGAGCUAAAACAACGUCUAGAAUCCAAUGGUGAAGACUUACUCAAAUAUCGUCUCCUAUCAAAUUUCCGUUUAUUAGCCACAAAGGAAAAAUACAACAUUGAACGUGCUCUAGAAGAUUUCGUAGCUAUAGCUUCAUACAAUCCUAGCAAAGAAAAUCUGGGAGCUAUUUUAGGCAUGUCGACAGCCUACACCUUAUUAAAGCAACAACAGCGUGCUAAGAAUCAGCUUAAAAGACUUGUAAAACAUGCUUGGAAUUUCGAUGACUCUGAAUACUUGGAAAAAUGCUGGUUACUUCUAGCUGACCAGUACAUUCAAAACAACAAACUCGAGUCAGCCAAUGAAUUAAUAACAAAAGUUGUCCAGCACAAUAAAGCUUGCAUAAAAGCUUUUGAAUUGUUGGGAUAUAUAAGCGAAAAGGAUCACAGAUACAAAGAGGCGGCAAAUAAUUAUCAGCAAGCUUGGAAAGUGGGACAAAAAGCUAAUGUCAAUAUUGGAUUUAAAUUAGCCUAUUGUCUGAUGAAGUGCAAAAAGUAUCCCGACGCCAUCGAUACUGCAAAUGAAGUUUUAAAACUGAAUCCAGAUUAUCCGAAUGUUAAAAAGGAUAUUUUGGAUAAGUGCGUAAAUAAUUUGAGGAUUUAA
Ceutorhynchus assimilis (cabbage seed weevil) is the source of this 3900-nucleotide messenger RNA. NCBI's taxonomy places the organism in Eukaryota, Metazoa, Arthropoda, Insecta, Coleoptera, Curculionidae. The record is from the annotation of a GenBank genome assembly.